Arvicanthis niloticus (Nile rat) is the source of this 3572-nucleotide messenger RNA. Lineage: Eukaryota; Metazoa; Chordata; Mammalia; Rodentia; Muridae. The record is from RefSeq and is a predicted model, not a curated record.
CACGACGUAAACGCCCGUCGUGCGCAAGCGCAGACAAGCUACGCAUGCGCGCAGGACAAGCGCCCGUUUCCGGCGGCCGCUCCUUCCGCCGUCGCACGAAAAAUGGCGGCUGGGGUCGGUAACGGUUGUGUCCGUCGCGGGUUGGAGUGAUCUGCGGCGCUGCCGAGGGCCGAGUUAGAUCGACGUGCGUCUAGCAAACACCGCAGGCGGUGUUUGAAGAUGGCCCAGAACUCGGUGUCGCUGUCCGCCGGCGAUCAAGCCAACAGGAUGGCCCACCGAUCCUCCCAAGCAGAUCUCAACCCGUCGGCCAUGGCUUGGGCGAUGGUCUCCGGAGAUAGCUUCCUGGUUACUAGGCUUGAUCGGAAUCAGCCAGGACCUCGGCCACCAGCGCGACCCAGCGUUCGGACCGACAGACGUCGAGGGCCUGUUGGUGGCCGCAGCCGUAGCCGAAGCCGCCAAGGCAGAUUCUCGCCUUACCCGAUCCCAGGCGUCAAGCUCGACCUCUUAAGAAGUGUGCUGCAGCAGCGUCUGCUUGCGUUUGGAACCGCCCUAGCAACCCGUAUCUCGGCGUAGAGCGAAUGCCUCCCUCCUCUUAGCUUGCAAACAAGGCCUUUCCCAAAUCAUGUCUUGGUGUAACGGCAGUUUUAUUUUUACUGACCUAUUUUCACCGAUGUGGGAAGUUAAUAUAGGUUAUCAAAAGUUUAGCCAGGCGUAGUGACAUACAUUUUUAAUCUCAAGACUCGGGAAGCACGCUCUGAGUUACAGGCUAGCCGGUGUUUCAUAGUUGAGGGAUUAAUAUCCAUCCAUAUAGGGCCAAAAAAGAGAGCAGGAGGGGUUUUCUUAGGUAGUCACAAAGCUAGGUGAUUAUUGGUGUAUGGUGUAGAGUCUCUUGUAGUGCAGACUUGCCGUGUAUUAAUGAUGAUCUUGAACUUAUCCUCCUGCCUGGGCCUUCCAGGUGCUGGGAUUUACAGGGGAGACCAUACACCAGGCUUGAGUAACACAUUAUUCAAUUUGGACUCCAGCUGUAUCUGAGCUCCAUAACCUUCCCUGAUUACUUUGAGGCUUUUAAUUCAAGCUUUUGUAACUGUCUUCCUCUUUACCCCAGUCUACUCUUGAAUUCAUGUUGAGAACAAAUACCCCUUAUCAGAUUGCAUUAUCUUCACACCUUUCCUCAACACCUAACCACACACACCCCUUUGUUUGUUUUUUGUUUGUUUGUUUUACAAAUGUCUACAGACUGCCAAUCUUUAGGGGUGGUGUGUAUCUUUUUGUAGCUCUGGCUAUCCUGAGACUGAUAGACAUGACUGCCUCUGCAUCCCAAGUGCUGAGAUUAAAGGCAUGUUCCAAUCAAACAUACUAAAAGCAAGUACUCUUCCAAGUUAAGCCAACUGUGCAACAUACUUUUCCAAAGACUUCAAAUGAAGAUUUGCUACAUCAUUUAAUCAACUCCAUCUUCAUUAGUAUGAAUCUACUGUCACAAAGUAUGCUGGUGGGAUCUAAGUCUAGUCACUGUCAUUUGGUUUCUGCUCACUGUGAUCACUUGACAUCUUUUGUCUUUACUCUUUCAAUUUUAGAAUGGUUUUAUAAAACUACUGAAAUGGCCUUGAUGUGUUGCCCAGGUUGGAUUAGAACUAAAAUCCUACCUAAGGGUCCUUAGAGAUAGGUGUACCCAGCAGCAGGUAAACCUCACGCAUCCUCAAGAGCCAGAGGUGCAUUCUGGAUGGAGAAGCUCACACUAGACCUUAUAUUAAGUAUAGUAAUGCCAUUCUUUAUGGUUAUGUUGGCUUCCCGUGAUAACUUAUUGUUCUCUAUCCCUAUGCUAAUAUUUUACUCUUAACCAUGUAUUCCCCAAAAUGGUAUUGAGAGAAAGUUUGUGGAAUUUUUGUUUUGUUUUCAGACCCUUGUCUCUUCAGACUUACUUAAAAUGAGAUAAAGCAAAUUGCCACAUGCCAUACUGUGAUUGUUAGACCAUAUCUGCAGAUGGAAAUUAAUAUAGAGGAUAUAUAGUGAGACUGGCAAUUGUGGCAAAGGGAAGAUAUUGACAGUAUUAGCUGCUUUUAGUUGAGUGUAGCACUGUGCUAGAAGCUGUUGCUCUGCAGGUUGAACUGAUUGAAUCACUCUGCUUGCGGUUGACUGCAUCAGGCACUUAAUUAAAUAGUGAACAAGGUGCACAGGCGGCUUUGCUCACAUAGAGCUCUAUAGGAUGUUACUUGAGUAUCACACCAGCCCAUAAGAAGGAUAUUGUACUUUAAUUUCUUUGCUGGGGUAGACUGGAAGUGACAUAGGUUCUCUAAGGUCUUUCAGCUGAGGUUCUUUGAACCUUGCAACAGACACCCACUUUACAGUAGUUACUAUCCCAGAUAUCUCAAAGGAAGUUAUCAGAGCUUUAAUCAAACAAUUGAGAAAAGAAGUUUACAUAUAUACUAUGGGUUUUAGACUGGGGAGGGACAGUGGAGUGAAGGUGGAAAAAUAGUGUAGUCCUGAAACUUAAGAGAUGUCUAAUGUUGGGAAAUGCCACCACAAAAGACAGGAAAUUGGCUGCCAGAGAGUUCAGAAGAGGCUGAGCCCUUUCGAUUUUAUCAAAUGCUUUAAGUGUAAGUAGGGCUCAAGGAUGUCCUGUCUUGCCAUUUAACCUCCAAUUCUGUACUAAAACAUUUUUCCUUCAAGUUGGACAUUAGAAAGUAGGAAUUAAAGUCUCAGAAAAGUUUAGUGCCUCAGCAAAUGAAGACACUGGCUGAAGGAAGGUGCUAAUUAAAGACAACACAGAGUGUCCUUGAAGUGAUGGUAACAGAAUGUACUGAUCCUAAAAUGGGUUCGAAGAGUAGUAGAGAAAGCAACUGGGGUUAAGCAGCUAGAAGUGGGUUCCUAUUAGCAUGAUUUCGGUAAAGAAUUAAAAUUCUAAGAAAACAUUUAGGGCAUUGAAAGGAGACCAGUGGAGCCAUUGAGAGAAAGAGCUGGCAGAAAGCCGGGAUGACCUACCUUAGUGCCAUCCUUGGCUUCCAGCUGCUGGCCUCUGAUCUCUGCUUAACAGCAUGUGCACACGCACACGCACACACACAUAGUAACAAAAAGAGACUGGCUUUCCUGAGUAUUAGACGGUGUUUACAAGAGCUAGAAAAGGGAAAGAGGGAAAGGAAAGAAGGGAGAAAAAUCUGAGAAGAGUGGGCAUCCAAAGAACCCAUCUUAACAGCCAAGUCUCAAGCAUGCCGUUCAUUCAUCCAGGUCCUGUUAAGCUACAUCUUUGGUCUUCUCAAUUUCUGUAAAAACUGUGAUUUGUCUUAGCCAACCAAAUGCAUAAUUUUGAAUCUAGUUGCUCCACUGAUGCUCUGACAUUGCCUGCCUGCUUUCGAUUUCAUGGUCUUCCUCAGCUGAUCUACCGUAUGUAUAUUUGUUGUGUCCCCCAGAUGGCUUCUGUCACCUGACAUAUUUAGCUGGACUCUCGGUGUCUCUCUUCACACUUCUUUCCUUCUUCCUUGUCUCUCCACAACCAUUCAGUGUUUCUCAAAGUCUACUUUCAAGUCCGUCACUAGAAAUAAAUGCUACUACCUUGGAAAUUAUACAAGGACAAUGAA